This is a messenger RNA of Lactuca sativa (garden lettuce), 1614 nucleotides long. RefSeq names its product zinc transporter. Gene Ontology annotation, molecular function: zinc ion transmembrane transporter activity. Lineage: Eukaryota; Viridiplantae; Streptophyta; Magnoliopsida; Asterales; Asteraceae. Gene Ontology annotation, cellular component: plasma membrane. Gene Ontology annotation, biological process: zinc ion transmembrane transport. The record is from RefSeq and is a predicted model, not a curated record.
CCAAACCACCGAAUCUCUACCAUAUGCGAAACUAUGUCGACAUUUUUCUCUCUUUUGAUCACACUUUCCACAGCCGUCUGCUAUACAAAUUGUGCGCUGGAAACCAGAGAGUGGCGUAGUUAUCGUUCUCGAAGCAAAACGAUUCGACGUGAACCUACGAUAUUUAGGGAUCCGUGUCUCUUUUUGAUUUCGAUAAAACCUAAUUUCCCAAUUUCACACACCCCAUGUCAGUGCUAGAGGAACUCUUCCCUCUGCUUUAUUCAGAAGAAUUUAAAGGAAAAUUUGGGACGUUAAAAGGUUCAAUUCUCAGGAAUCUUUCAGACUCCAUGUCAAUCGAUAGUUGCAGCGAGUUACCUGACCUUGACUCAUGCCGGAAUGAGAAGGCGGCUCUCAUCCUUAAAUUCGUGGCCAUGGCCUCCAUCCUUUUAGCCGGAAUAAUUGGAGUAGCCAUCCCAUUGAUCGGAAAGAAACGUAAGUUUCUCAGAACAGACACCAAUCUCUUCUUUGCCGCCAAAGCCUUCGCCGCCGGUGUAAUCCUUGCCACCGGAUUCGUCCACAUGCUACCAGACGCCACGUCAGCAUUAACCCACACAUGUCUUCCCAAAAACCCAUGGUCAAAGUUUCCUUUUUCUGGUUUUAUCGCAAUGAUGGCUGCUUUGGGUACAUUGCUCGCCGACUUUCUUAGCACCCAAUACUAUGAACGGAAACAUGAGAAGCAAAUCCAAGCUGUGAGAGUCGAGUCAGUUGACAUGGCUGCAGAGGCCGGGAUAGUUCCGGUGGCCGGAAAAGAAGACCACCACGGGAAGGUGUUUGGAGAAGAGGAUGGGAGCGGGAUUCAUAUCGUCGGCAUGCAUGCUCAUGUUGCACAACAUAGACAUAGCCAUGCAAGUGGCCAGGAGGGAUGUGAAGGGCAAGCGAGUAAUUUUUCCGAUGUCGAGUCACAUUCCCAUAUGCAGUCUCACUCACAUGGACUCGAUAAUGAUGAUGAUGACAAUGGCAUACGUCAUGUUGUUGUUUCCCAGGUUUUGGAACUUGGGAUUAUAUCACAUUCGAUUAUCAUCGGACUUUCGUUAGGAGUUUCACAAAGCCCAUGUACAAUCAGACCAUUAUUAGGGGCAUUAUCAUUCCAUCAAUUCUUUGAAGGAUUUGCACUUGGUGGAUGCAUAUCACAAGCCAAAUUCGGGAGCCUUCAUUCCAUAGUAAUGGCGUGUUUUUUUGCAAUAACUGCUCCUGUGGGUGUCGGAAUUGGAACUGGAAUAUCAAAGUUUUAUAAUCCUAAUAGCCCAAGAGCUUUAGUGAUUGAAGGAAUCCUGGAUUCCAUUUCUGCUGGUAUAUUGAUUUAUAUGGCUUUGGUGGAUUUGAUUGCUGCUGAUUUCUUGAGUAAGAGGAUGAGAUGUAAUGGGAGGCUUCAAGUGGUGUCUUAUGUUGCACUUUUUCUUGGAGCUGGAUUAAUGGCUUCUCUUGCAGCUUGGGCUUAGAUAAUGUAAUACUAGUAAACACCAAAAAUGUAAGAAUUAGGGAAAUGAAAAAGUAAGCUUGCUAAAAAUAUUGCAAGUUAAAAACAACAAUUUCAUUCGGAAAUUUAAUAUAAUUUACCACUUGUUUUUAUAGAAA